AUGGCGUGGCAGAAUUUUUUUUUGUUAGAUGUUAAAAAUCGUUGGCAACAUUUGAAAACGGCGGCCGAAAUACGAAAAGCAGAACAAUUGAAAAAUGUUAUGGUUACGUUGAAAAACGAAGUUCUUAAUUGGGCCAGAGCAAUCGAGUCCAUGGAGAAAAAAGUAACUUCGCGAGGAGAACUGGAGUCCAUGAUAAUUAAAAUUGAGAACGAAUUGAAUUCGAGAAAGAAAUUUAAAAAUAAAAUUCUUCAAGCCAAUUUAUCCGUUCAUAGAUUUCUAUCGACGGCUAAACACGUUGAACCGGCUUUAAAAGAUGAAGUUACUGAGCUUUAUUGCGUUUGGGAACAAACGUUUAACAGAGUGACAAAUCAGCUUUUAAAUCUUCAAAGCUUGUCACAAGCCUGGAACGAUUUCGACGAUCAUUUUGCUCAAUUACAAUCCACGUUGAGAACGGACACGCUCAAAGUAAUUGAUUUUGCUAUACAAUGCGGUAAUUCUUCGGCGGAUUUCACGGGUUCGCUAAGAGACAUUGCUGGACUCUUGUCCGACGAAGAACCCGUCGUCAAUAAGAAUUCCGAAAUGAUGGCGGAAAAGAAAAUGAUUGGGGAUGGUAAAGAACAAUCUGGGAACGGGUUGUUGACGGCGCUCAGCACGGAAGGUUCACUCUCAGAUUCCGGAAUAUCAGAUUCGGGAUCGGAACAAGAGCUUAACGAACGUGAAAAAAGGUUGGCACAAUUGAAACGUUUGGCCAAACGUUUGGAAAGUAUUUUGGUUCCGAGUAGUCAAGCACUUUCGAACAUGUUCAACAGAAUUGAAAAAACUGAAAAUGGAUACAGGGAACUCCAGAAAACGUGCAGAGAUUUAUUGGUGAGAUCGUCAUCGAGCGAAGAAUUAAAACAAAUCGUGUCGAAAACAUCGAAUUUGGCCGCUUUGGACGGUUCCCUGGAAGAAUAUCCGAAAAUAAUUCAAAGCCUAUCGAAAUCAUCCCUUGGUAAAAAAGUCAAAGGAAAAGGAUUUAAAAAAUUAGAAGACACGAUAAAAGAAGAAACGGUGGAAGACGAUGAAAAAGGAAAAGAAGUGGAGGAGGAGGAAGAGGAAGAGGGGGAGGAAGGGGAGGGAAGCGUAAAACACGGUGGUAAAAAAUCAUGGAUAUGGAGAUUGAUACGAUGUGCUUUGCCAUUUCACAUAGCUCUCAUUGCUCUUUGGUGCGUUGCCUACCUCAUGGAGUCAAGAUGCUGCGACUCGUUAAAUAAUUUAGAAUCAUCUCUUAGCCCGGUUUUGAGAUACGAUUUCGGACCCCCACCGGUAUGA
Molecule: messenger RNA, 1311 nt
Organism: Pediculus humanus corporis (human body louse)
Lineage: Eukaryota; Metazoa; Arthropoda; Insecta; Psocodea; Pediculidae
Exons: 7
Coding region: 1-1311 (436 amino acids)
Cellular component (GO): membrane
Source: RefSeq, a predicted model, not a curated record